Molecule: messenger RNA, 4195 nt
Organism: Ictalurus punctatus (channel catfish)
Lineage: Eukaryota; Metazoa; Chordata; Actinopteri; Siluriformes; Ictaluridae
Gene: sfmbt1
Product: Scm like with four mbt domains 1
Exons: 22
Coding region: 395-2992 (865 amino acids)
Biological process (GO): regulation of DNA-templated transcription
Cellular component (GO): nucleus
Molecular function (GO): transcription corepressor activity; histone binding
Source: RefSeq, a predicted model, not a curated record
UUCGCUCUGCACAACAAAGGACGAACCGCCUUCGCGUCAACACAGACUUCAGGGUGAAACUUUUCCGCGGGUGUCCUCCGGUUUGCUUGUUGUCCAGAAAAGCUGAAAAGACUCACGCAGAGGAGCCAGGAGACGCCAAAUUGUCGUGGAAAUUAGACAACACUCGCAGACUCGUCCUCCGAAGACUGUGUGUCUGCACAACAAAGGAAAAACCGCCUUCGCGUCAACACAGACUUCAGGGUGAAACUUUUCCACGGGCGUCCUCCGGUUUGCUUGUUGUCCAGAAAAGCUGAAAAGACUCACGCAGAGGAGCCAGGAGACGCCAAAUUGUCGUGGAAAUUAGACAACACUCGCAGACUCGUCCUCCGAAGACACUGUGAGAUCCAGUUACAAAAUGAGCCAAGAUGCGCUGGAGUCCGACGCGGACUCUGGUCAGGACGUGUCAGAAUUUAACUGGGACGAUUACCUGGAGGAGACGGGCGCUCUGUCCGUACCUCACCAUGCCUUCAAACAUAUGGAUCAAGGCCUGCAGACGGGUCUGACUCCUGGUAUGAAGCUGGAGGUUCCGGUGCGUGGAGAACCCGACGGCGCUUACUGGGUGGCCACCAUCAUCACUACCUGCGGCCAACUGCUCCUGUUACGCUACGAAGGCUACCACGACGACCGGCGCGCCGACUUUUGGUGUGACGUCAUGACCGCCGACCUGCACCCCAUCGGCUGGAGCAGGCAGCAGGGUCGACCCAUGAGACCGCCUGAGGGCGUGCGAGAGAAGCAUGAGGACUGGGAGUCCCUGCUGGAGAAAUCUCUGUCAGAAUCCUGCAGCGCACCGGUCAACCUGCUAGAAGGGGCCCAGCGUGGCUGCAACCCUGUAGACCUGCUGAGUCCGGGUCUCGGCGUGGAGCUGGUGGAUAAAGAGGAUGCCGGAGUGGUCUGGGGCGCAACGAUCGAGGAGAACGUCGGGGGACGACUCCGUCUCCGCUAUGCUGGCACAGAAGGACUCCCUGACACACACUCCGUCACCUGGAUCUUCUACUUGAACCCCCUGCUCCAUCUCCCCGGCUGGGCCAAAGAGCACGGCUGCAUCCUCAGACCUCCAUCAGUUUUGCUUCCGUUACGCACUAAGGAGGAAUGGGAGGAAGUGAGACAAACCAUCACUAAUCAGCCACAGGAUUCGAGUAUUAGUGAAGAGUUCUAUAAGGAUCGUCCAGCCAUCACUCCGCACUGCUUCACUGAGGGGAUGAAGCUGGAGGCAGUGGAUCCUGUUGCCCCUUUCACCAUCAGCCCUGCUUCUGUUGCCAAGGUGUUCAGUGAUCAGUUCUUCCUGGUGCAGAUGGAUGAUAUGAGAGAGGAAGUCGAGAGAAAAGGAGGAAGUAGAUUGUUCGUGUGUCACAGGGACAGUCCUGGAAUCUUUCCUGCUCAGUGGAGUUUCAAGAAUGGAGUGAAGAUCAGUCCACCAGCAGGGUUCCAAGGGCAGGACUUUGACUGGGCUGACUAUCUGAAGCAGUGCGAGGCCGAGCCAGCCCCGCAACACUGCUUCCCCUCCGACCCCUCGGAUCAGUGCUACAGAGAGUCCAUGAUGCUGGAGGCCGUUGAUCCUGUUUGCCCUCAAAACAUUCAUGUGGCCACAGUCACCAAGGUCAAAGGUCAACAUAUCUGGAUUAGACUAGAAGGAGUGAAGCAGCCUGUUCCAGAGAUCAUAACGCAUAUGGACUCCAUGGACAUCUUCCCUGUUAGCUGGUGUGAAACUAAUGGCUACCCUCUUCAGUACCCCUGCAAACCCAAAGUGGAAAAGCAGAAGAAAAUCGCCGUGGUCCAACCGGAGAGACACAGAGUGCCAGCUAAAGACUCCUCCCCUGAUGCCCUCAAACAACCUCUGAACAGUCAGACCGAGAUGAGUCAGGCCAACGGGAAGUACACCUGCCCCAAGAUCUACUUCAACCACAGGUGUUUCUCCGGUCCGUACCUCAAUAAGGGCCGCAUCGCCGAGCUGCCACAGUGCGUAGGUCCAGGCAGCUGCGUCCUGGUGCUCAAGGAGGUGCUGUCGCUGCUGAUAAACUCGGCCUACAAGCCCAGUCGUGUGCUCCGUGAGCUCCAGCUGGACCAGGAGGGACGCUGGCAGGGUCAUGGAGAGAUUCUCAAAGCCAAGUACAAAGGGAAGAGCUACAGGGCGACAGUGGAGAUUGUUCGUACCGCGGACCGUGUGGCCGAGUUCUGCAGAAGAACCUGCGUGAAGCUGGAGUGCUGUCCUAAUCUGUUCGGGCCGCGCAUGGUGCUGGAGCGAUGCUCGGAGAACUGCUCCGUACUCACCAAAACCAAAUACACAUAUUACUAUGGGAAGAAGAAGAGUCGACGUGUAGGUCGUCCACCGGGAGGCCACACCAACAUGGAUGCGGUUGUGAAGAGACGAGGCAGGAGGAAGAAGAGAAGGAAGCAGCUGUUCGUCCACAAGAAGAGACGCUCCUCCGCCUCCGUGGACAACACGCCUGCAGGGUCUCCUCAGGGAAGCGCCGACGAGGAAGACCUGGACGAAGACGACUCUCUGAGCGACGACAGCGGCUCAGAGCAGGACGAGUUGAUGGAAGAUUCAGAAUACUCCGAAAAGAAAUCACAGCCCCCGACACCCUCACCCUCUCCUCCUGAAACUCCCCGACCCACCCGCCGGCGCCGCAAAGCUCGCUCUCCUUCAUGCUCGGACGAUGAGAACAGACCUCCGUCACCCAAAAGUCCCUUUCCCGAGGCUCCUCAGAAGCUCUGCUUGGACAGCAGUCCCCUGGAGUGGAGCGUUACAGAUGUGGUGCGUUUCAUCAGGACCACCGACUGUGCUCCACUCGCACGGAUCUUCAUGGAUCAGGAGAUUGAUGGUCAGGCCCUGCUGCUGCUAAAUCUGCCCACUGUGCAGGAGUGUAUGGACCUGAAACUCGGACCCGCCAUUAAGCUGUGCCAUCACAUCGAGAGGGUCAAACUGGCAUUUUACCAGCAGUUUGCCAGCUGAGAGUUGCAGGAUGAGACGGCGGGGGAGGAUUUUUUAUUUUUUUUUUUUUAUUUCUCAUUAUGUGUAUGUGUGUGUGUGUGCUUUUGUUUAGUUUUUUCUUUCCCCCUUUUGAGUUUUGUUCUAGACAAAAAUAAGCUACUGAAGGGGAAAUUGGUGUGGGAGACAUCAGUGGUGUUUGUCACAAAGCUCUGCUCAGACAGAACCCGCCCGCGUUAUAGGUGAUUUUUACCAGGUUUAUUCGAGUUAAUAAUCAGUCAUUAGGUGGCGUUCUCCUUAAGGCUCAGGCGAGCUGUUCGUUUCUGAAACCUUUAAUAAUCGUAGAGCGGACGACAAUGCAAGAAUCUUAAAGCACAAAGACCAGUUGCCCGUGUACAGUAAGUGGUAUGCAAACGUGUACAUAGUAGUUUGUCUGUAUAUAAGUGUAAAUAUCAGAUAUUCCCUUUAGUGGGAUUAAAUGUCCCAGUUCCUUUUUUUUUUUUUUUUUUUAAAUAACAAAGCUUGAAAAUUACACUGUAAGUAAACACAAACAUUAAUUUUCAGGCCUGCUAUUUGGUUUUGUGGUAACACCUCCCACCCCACCUCAUCCCACCCCGUCCCACCCUACCCCCCAAGCCAAUCUCAGUCUGACUCUCGUAUUCAAGCGGAGAAGUGUCGCUGCAUUAAAACAAUUAAUGCAAUAUAACAACGUUAAUGUGAUUAAUGUCGUGGUUAGUAUUCAAGCACACAAAGGAUUCAGGUUAUUGUAUAAAAAAUUCGGGAUGAUCUAUCCGAUUCUAAAACAAUAACGUAUGCAAGACUAGAAUUGGCUUCGACUCGUAAGGCUUUGGCUUCAAGCAUUGCGUUUGUAUUUAGAGUGCUCUCAAGAGGAAUUCAACAAACCUCAUUUUGAUUCAGUUUUCCCGUUUUAUCUCAUUCCCUCUCCAAGCGUUUGUGCUAAAAAUGGUGAAUUUUGCAGGCAUAUUGUGUGUGUGCGUGUGUGUGUGCGUGCGUGCGUGCGUGUGUGUGCGUCUCCUUACCCUGUUUGAUUUGAUUCCCAUUUUCUUUCCAGUUUGGUCAAAAAAAAAACAUUUGAAUUAAUGUUAAAUUUACAUUUAAAUUGUAUAUGUUUGUGAAAUGUUAUUUAAAAGAAACUGAACUAAACUGGAGCUAUUGUUUCGUCUCUUUCAAAAGGGGUGCUGUAAAUAAAUUCCAUAAUUGCUCGAA